AUGUACAGAAAAACCAAACAAAAGGCAGCCUCCUCAUUCCCGCAAAACCCUAACACGUAUAUAAGAGCAAAUCUCAUAGGAGAUAGCAGUCCGCCCAAGGCUCCGGAGCUAGGGUUUCUUCAACUGCUGAGAAAUGGAUCGGAACAGGGAAAAGGUACCGGAAGCUUCGGUAAGAGGAGGAACAAGACACACACCCUCUGCGUGAGGUGCGGUCGUCGCAGCUUCCAUCUGCAGAAGAGCAGAUGCGCGGCUUGCGGCUACCCUGCGGCCAGGAUUCGCAAGUAUAACUGGAGCGUGAAGGCCAUAAGGAGGAAGACGACCGGAACCGGAAGGAUGAGGUACCUCCGUCAUGUGGCUCGCAGAUUCAAGAGCAAUUUCAGAGAAGGGACUGAAGCUGCUCCAAGGAAGAAGGCGGCUGCUGCGUCAUUCUAAGCUUAUAAAGAUGUUUCAGGCAUGAUUUUGAUAUACUCUGCUUUAGUUUUAUAUUAGCGGGUUCUACAAAUGAGUUCUUCGGAUUUUGCUUUCUGGAGAUUUGAUUUUGAGUAGCAAUAUCUUUAAUGGUAUGACUUUUCAAGUGUUGGGAUCAUUUUAUUCUGGCAAGAGUCUUUGGAUUUCUCA
Magnolia sinica is the source of this 618-nucleotide messenger RNA. Its product is annotated as large ribosomal subunit protein eL37x-like. Gene Ontology annotation, cellular component: cytosolic large ribosomal subunit; ribosome. The transcript has 4 exons. NCBI's taxonomy places the organism in Eukaryota, Viridiplantae, Streptophyta, Magnoliopsida, Magnoliales, Magnoliaceae. Gene Ontology annotation, biological process: translation. Bases 1 to 432 code for a protein of 143 amino acids. The record is from RefSeq and is a predicted model, not a curated record. Gene Ontology annotation, molecular function: structural constituent of ribosome; RNA binding.